Molecule: messenger RNA, 3015 nt
Organism: Chenopodium quinoa (quinoa)
Lineage: Eukaryota; Viridiplantae; Streptophyta; Magnoliopsida; Caryophyllales; Amaranthaceae
Product: splicing factor U2af large subunit B-like
Exons: 18
Coding region: 1061-2656 (531 amino acids)
Biological process (GO): mRNA processing
Cellular component (GO): nucleus; nuclear speck; U2-type prespliceosome
Molecular function (GO): pre-mRNA 3'-splice site binding; poly-pyrimidine tract binding
Source: RefSeq, a predicted model, not a curated record
UAUUACCCUUUUAAUCAUCAUCAACCAACCCCAACCCACACCAUUCUCUCUCUCCAAAAGACUCUAAACCUCCAUUUUUUUAGCAGUUUCUUCGCUCUUCCCCCUGAGUCUCUCAUCAUUUUCUCAUUUUAAUUUCAUAAAUUGCUAACAAAUUAAUAUCCAUCAUCUAAUUAUCAUCGUUUGUAGUUUUUUUUUUUGUUUGAAUAUACCAAAUUAAAACCCCAUUAUUCUCUGUCUUUCUUUUCUUCCCUCUUUGACGCUGAGUAGUUGUCUCCGUGAGUUGUGGGAGUCGUGAGUUGUUGCCUCUGUUAACCACUGUUGUGGUGGUGGUGGUUGUUGCUCUGCGUGGUGGCGCUGCUUGAUGGAGUUGUCUAAGGUUGAAGAUGAUGGGUAGAAUAGUAACUAGAUACAAGAAGAAUUAAUCCCCAUUCUUUAUACCUGCCCCCAGUUACAAGAUUCAAGGGAUAAGAAGCCAUUUAAUCCCUAUCCCAUCCCACUAAAAAAUUCAAUUCCUUGUAAACAAACAUGGGACAAAAGUGAGGAGAGAUAAUAAAUCCUUGACCCUACCUUCUAUUCCUUCUACCAAACUAGAAUUUGUUAUAUAUAUCCAGGUGUACCGUACACUCAACUAAUGUAACUUUAGUUUUUACUCUUCAUUUGAUCAUAAAAUGAUAAACAAUCAUCAAAUUAGAACAAAUACUCAUAGAUGUUGGUACACUCGGGCGUAUAUAACAACCUCUCCUACCAAACAGCCGGAUAUUUUCUCAUAUUCAAUAGCCAAUUAUUGCUUUUAUUUACUAUUCGACCAGAUUAACAAACUUUGUUGAUAAAAAAAAUCAAUUUGUAUUUCCUCUCAUAAAAUUCUUUCCUUACCAUUAGGCCAAUAAUAUACAAUACAAUGUUUCCGUGGUUCCUAUUGCCUAAUUACCUAAAGGUCCUAAACCUAAACCAGUACCUUUUUUCGCUAACAUAAACGUUAAAGCCAAAAUUUCCAUUUUUAAACAGUUCACAAAUUGCAUUAGGGUUAGGGUUUUCCGCAAAUUUCUAAAAUUGAAUUUGGAUGACUGAUUACAAUAAUCUAUCGGAAAGUAUGAGUAGUGAUCAUGCAAAGUCUUCACCUCGAAGAGGUUCUGAUGAUCGAAGCUCUCGUGUUAAGCAUAAGUCGCGGGAGUUAGACCAUGAGAUGCCGAGGACAAGAGAUCGGGAUCAUCACCGAGAACGGGAUAGAAGAAGUGAUCGUGAUGAUCAUCGUAGGGAUUAUAGAGAUAGAAGUAGCAGGGAUGAAAGAAGAAGAGAUUAUGGAGGUCGUGAGUCUCGUGACUAUGACAGGUCAUAUGAUAGAGAAAAGAGGCAUAGAGGUAGAUCACGUUCUCGCUCACCAUCUCAUUCAAAGAGCAAGCGUACAAGUGGCUUUGACAUGGCACCACCUACAAGCAACUUAACGUCCGGUGCUCCAGGACAAGGGUUUCAAGAUCAACUACCUGGUAUGCCUCAGCCAAUGUCAGGGUUAUCACAGAGUAUGUUUACUGGAGGGUCAGCUCAGUUGGGAUCUCUCCCUUUGAUGCCAGCACAAUUUAUGACUCAACAGGCUACCAGGCAUGCUCGCCGAGUCUAUGUUGGUGGACUUCCUCCUUCAGCUAAUGAGCAGACAAUUGCAACCUUCUUCAGCCAGGUUAUGACUGCAAUUGGUGGAAAUGCUGCUGGUCCUGGAGAUGCAGUUGUCAAUGUGUAUAUCAAUCAUGAAAAAAAGUUUGCUUUUGUAGAAAUGAGAUCUGUUGAAGAAGCCUCCAAUGCAAUGGCAUUGGAUGGCAUUUCAUUUGAGGGGGUUUCUGUGAGAGUGAAGAGACCCACCGAUUAUAAUCCAGCAUUAGCUGCAGCCCUUGGUCCAAGCUUACCAAGUCCCCAUUUAAAUCUGGCUGCUGUUGGCCUUGUGCCAGGUGCUGUAGCUGGGACAGAAGGACCUGACCGUAUCUUUGUUGGUGGAAUACCUUACUAUUUUAAUGAAGAUCAGAUGCGAGAGUUGUUGCAAUCAUUUGGACCUCUGAAAGCAUUUGACCUUGUGAAGGAUAGAGACACAGGAAAUUCCAAAGGCUAUGGGUUUUGUGUUUAUCAGGAUUCGGCUGUGACUGAUAUUGCCUGUGAUGCCCUUAAUGGCUUGAAAAUGGGUGAUAAAACCUUAACUGUAAGAAGGGCUGCUGUCAGCACUGGGCAGGCAAAAUUAGAGCAUGAAAAUCUCUUGGCGCAUGCGCACCAGCAUGUAGCCAUGCAGAAAAUGGUUAUAGAAGCUAGUGGUUUCAAUCUUCUUGGAGGCACAUUACCAACUUCGGCAACCACAGAAAAUCCUACCAAAAUCCUUUGCUUGAAUCAGGUGGUAACUAUUGAUGAACUUAGAGAUGAUAAUGAGUAUGAUGAAAUAUUGGAAGAUAUGAGAGAUGAAUGUGCUAAAUUUGGAGGCCUGACAAAUAUUAUUAUUCCUCGACCUGAUAUGGAGGGGAAACUGAUUCCUGGUGUUGGGAAGGUGUUCUUGGAGUAUGCUGAUACUGUUGCCUGUUCAAAUGCAAAGAACAUGCUUGGUGGACGAAAAUUUGGUGGUAACACUGUCACUGCUGAUUACUACCCCGAAGACAAAUUCUACAGUGCUGAUUACAGCGGGUGAAAGGUUUUGGUGAUGGCAUGUAAAAUAGAUGUAUAGGUGCAUUACUUCUAUUUUCAUUUUCACCUUUAAGGCUUUCAACGGCAUAUGUUCCCGCUCUUAGUAGUCCAUGAUCGACACUUGUACUACAUAUAUAUCAGCUACAUGACCUGCUUAUUGCAGAAUGCAGUUUUUAUUCCUGUUAGUGUAGUAUCUUGUAUGAUAUCUUAAAAGGAAAUCUUCCUUGUUACUUAUUGUAUUGUGUCAAAAGGGUGUUACACUAAUAUUUGUAUGUUUUCUGGAACUGUAUGUGCUCGAGUAUAGACAACGUAACAUAAAUUUUGGCUUACUGUGAACUUAAUAGAGGUAUGUGUAUUGUUCUC